Ananas comosus (pineapple) is the source of this 1592-nucleotide messenger RNA. Its product is annotated as ubiquitin-conjugating enzyme E2 32. Bases 158 to 1078 code for a protein of 306 amino acids. The record is from RefSeq and is a predicted model, not a curated record. The transcript is spliced from 5 exons. NCBI's taxonomy places the organism in Eukaryota, Viridiplantae, Streptophyta, Magnoliopsida, Poales, Bromeliaceae.
UGCUGUGCGCCAUCUCGUCCGCAACCACCGAGGACUUCUUUUUUAUUUUUUUCCCCUUAAUUUCUCUUUUUUUUGUUUCGUUAAUUUUGGGAUAUUUUUGGGGACGAAGUGGGUGCUAACGUGCGGCGUAGGAGGAGGAGGAGGAGGAGGAGGGGCCAUGGCGAUGGAGGUGGAGAAGUACAACAAGAAGAACACGGCGGUGAAGCGGAUUCUUCAGGAGGUGAAGGAGAUGCAAUCCAAUCCCUCCGAUGAUUUCAUGGCCCUCCCGUUAGAGGAGAACAUAUUGGAGUGGCAGUUUGCUAUUUUGGGUCCACGUGACACCGAAUUCGAGGGUGGAAUUUAUCACGGGAGGAUCCAAUUGCCUGCGGAAUACCCAUUCAAGCCCCCGGCGUUCAUGAUGCUAACGCCCAAUGGUCGAUUUGAGACGCAGACGAAGAUAUGCCUCAGCAUUUCAAAUUAUCACCCUGAACAUUGGCAACCAUCAUGGAGCGUGCGUACGGCAUUAGUAGCUUUGAUUGCAUUCAUGCCAACCAAUCCGGGGGGGGCAUUGGGCUCACUUGAUUGCAAAAAGGAAGAACGGUGUGCACUCGCCAUCAAAUCACGGGAAGCACCACCGAAGUAUGGCAGCCCAGAACGUCAAAAAAUAAUCGAGGAGAUUCAUCGAUACAUGUUAAGUAAAGCUCCUCCUGUUCCUGCACAACUUCCAAGCACAACGCCAGAAGAAAAUUCAGGUACAGAAGACAAAGAAUCUGAAGACAAUUCUAGUUCAAAUGCUACCCCUGUGGAGGACGGGCCCAACCCAGAAGUGCGUGAGGAAGAAGUUAUGGAGGAGGUUCAUGAGGGCCACGUGGAAGCUGCCGUGGGCCAGCUGAGAGUUGGCUUGAGCUUGUCGAGGCAGCCAGAAGCCGAGGCACAGGUUGUUGAGCGGCCAAAAACUUCUGCAAAAGCUCAGAAACCCAUGGACGAUCGGCUCUUGACAUGGGCAGCUGUUGCAUUGACUGUCGCCAUUGUAGUACUGUUAGUAAAGAAAUUUGUGAAGUCGCAUGGCCUAAUUGGUUAUUUUAUGGAUGGGUCCUAAACUGCAUAGUAUAGGAUGUAGGGUUUUUUUGUACUUAUAACCCUGCAAAUAUACUAAAUUGUGCAAAUAUUCUAGAAAAGUUGGUAUUUGUUUGUGUAUCCUAAAGCAUUGCUUCUUUGUGUGCAUGCCAUGCCCUUCUAGAGGUAUGCACCCAACUAUUUUUGCAUAAAUGACCUGAUAGAGGAGUGAAUGCACAUGGAAAUAGCUUUCAAGGCCACGCACGCCAAACUACUUGGGAGGAUGUGCGUGCAAAACCUUCGGCUGUUUCGUAGAUACCCCCAUCAGGGCAUGCGUACAAAUAAGCAAGGUUUCCAAGGGUAUGCAUGCGGAUCCUAAUUUUGUAGCAUUAUUUGCAGAAUUUUGCAUAUUUGUUAGGGAGCAUAUAUGCAAAAAGGCUCGAGGAUUCGAUGGCCAAAAAUAAAGGACGUGUUGGUUUAUCCUAUGAUGUAAGGAUUGUCUAUUAAAACAAAUCUCUCUCUGCAAUAUAUAAAUAGAAGCGCAUUUUGGUAACUAA